Messenger RNA from Aspergillus caelatus, 728 nucleotides. RefSeq lists its product as uncharacterized. The record is from RefSeq and is a predicted model, not a curated record. The transcript has a single exon. NCBI's taxonomy places the organism in Eukaryota, Fungi, Ascomycota, Eurotiomycetes, Eurotiales, Aspergillaceae. Bases 8 to 427 code for a protein of 139 amino acids.
UGUGUCUAUGACUCCCAAUCACUAUCUCCGUCUUGCUUUUAAACUUCUAAGAUUUGGCAGCUUAGCACGAAGCAUCCUAAUACCGAUACGCGACGCCAAGAACGUCAUGACCCCACGCCCGAAAGAGCUCUACCCACCACGGGACGCGUCCGACCCCGAGAUUGACGAACAAAGCUUCGGGACCCACAACCCCGUGACCGUACCAGAAGAUCAGAGCGCAGAAACACCCUCGGCAGAAACGUCUGUCGCGCCUCGGAGUCUCGCAGAGAUAGAAGAGUUGACACGUUCCGAGGAUCCUGCCGAGCGAGAGCUCGGAGAGACUCUGCAAGGCUAUCAAAUGCAGUUGAUGUUGCUGGAACUACAAUAUAAACGGUACAAAUGGAUGUUAGAACAAGAGCGGAAAGCUUCUGAGUCAUCCUCCUCUUAGGAAAUUGUGUUCUUUGUGUUCCGUGGUGGAGUGUUUUCCCUCGCGUUUACAAGCACAUGAAUUGGGGAUAUUUGACGUGGGUUGCAAAUGGUGUAUUAUACUCUAUAUGGACGACAACGGGUGCAUAGUGUUUGAUGUUUCAUACGCGAUUUGCUGGGCUAUCGUCGUAUUCGCAGGGAUAAUACAUGUCUUGUGAAUAGUAGUAAUGGAUGGGUGGGUAUAUAUGUCUGUGAGUUAUAUGUGGUUGUAAUUAGCUACUAGCGGAAAGCAAAAUGAUCGAUCGGUGACCUGACACCUUGCA